This is a messenger RNA of Oncorhynchus nerka (sockeye salmon), 2754 nucleotides long. RefSeq names its product WIZ zinc finger a (gene wiza). Gene Ontology annotation, molecular function: DNA-binding transcription factor activity, RNA polymerase II-specific; RNA polymerase II cis-regulatory region sequence-specific DNA binding. Gene Ontology annotation, biological process: regulation of transcription by RNA polymerase II. The record is from RefSeq and is a predicted model, not a curated record. Bases 896 to 2656 code for a protein of 586 amino acids. NCBI's taxonomy places the organism in Eukaryota, Metazoa, Chordata, Actinopteri, Salmoniformes, Salmonidae. The transcript is spliced from 6 exons. Gene Ontology annotation, cellular component: nucleus.
UGGAAUGACAAGUGGACUACACGUCUCGAAUGUUCAGAAAGUUAAGCUUACGUAGCAAGAAUCUAAUUGACUAAAAUGAUAAAAAUGAUAGAGUACUGCUGGGGUAGGCUAGCUGCGUUGUUGACACUACCCUAAUCAAGUCGUACCGUUGAGUGUGAAGUUUCUACAAUGCUGCUUAUCGGGAGCUAGCUGGCUAGCUAGCAGUGUUGGUUACGUUACGUUGCGUAGGAGAACGACAAUAGCUGGCUAACUAACCUAGAAAAUCGCUCUAGACUACACAAUUAUCUUUGAAACAAAGACGGCUAUGUAGCUAGCUAUGUAGCUAGCUACGAUCAAACAAAUCACACCGUUGGGACUGUAAUGAAAUGAAGUGAAAAAGUGAUACUACCUGUGGAGCGACGCGGAAUGCGACCGGGAUGCGAAAGUUCUAUUCAGUAGACGUUGGCUGGCUGUUGGCUAGCUAGGAGUGUCUCCUACGUUAAGGACGACAAAAUAGCUGGCUAGCUAACCUCGGUGAAUUAAGAUAAUCACUCUAAGACUACACACUCUAAACUACACAAUUAUCUUGGAUACGAAGACAGCAAAGACAACUAUGUAGCUAUCUAAUGCUACACUAAUCAAGUCGUUCGGUUGAGUGUGAUAGUUACUACAGUGCUACGGUAGCCGGUGAACUUAUGCUAGCUGCUAGGCAGAUAGGAGGGCGACGAAAUACAAUAAUAACGCAAUUAUCACUCUAAGACUCCACACUCUAAGCUACACAAUUAUCUUGGAAACGAAGACAGCAAAGACAACUACACUCACACUCUUACUAUUUCCUCUGCACCACUUCCUCUCUUCCCUUCCUCCUCUCUUCCCUCCCUCCUCUCUCUCUUGUCCCUCAGCCCCGGCCCCGGUUAUGUGUGAGGUGUGCGGGACCUACUUCGAGACACGGCGGGGUCUCUCCAGUCACGCCAGACUCCACCUCCGUCAGCUCGGCGUGGCUGUCUCGGACAACAGCGGAGCUCCCAUAGACUUACUCUACCAGCUGAUUCAGGACAGGGACGGUUCCAUGCACCCACCCAAACCCGUCUACUCUUCACCCAAAAAAACCAAGGGGUCGGGGACACUCAUCUCCCAGAAGGAGUCCUCUCUUGGGGGUAGGGUCAAAGUAGUGACAACCCCACAGAAUAAUAUAUCUAAGGUAGCUCGUAAAGGGACAGUUUUGGCCAAGCCUCGGCAGUCUUCCAUGUCGUCGUUCCUAACAGCAGGCAAGACACCAUCGCCCUCAGGGGGAGCGAGCCUGGCCUCAGCCAAGCCUGCCUGGGCACCGCAGGAGACGGAUGCCCCUCUCACCCUGGCGAUGGACACCAAUGAUGAGGUGCAUGUGUGCCAAUUGUGCGGUGCUUGGUAUGAGUCCCGCAAAGGCCUGGCCAGUCACUGCCGGGCCCACUUGCGCCAGUUCGGCAUCACCGAGAACACCGAGACGAAAGGAGGACCAAUAGAAUUCCUCUACCAGAUUAUGGAAGCAGAAGACCUCCAACCUAUAGCAAGUGAAGGUCUCAACGUCUAUAACCCUUCUAUGUCUUCUAACUCUAACAAACGGCCCUCCGGCUCUGGUUCGUCCACAUCGCCUGCUAGACAUAAAGGAUCCCCCUCCUCCUCCCUUCACCAGCCUCCCUCCAACAAACGGCCCAAGCCCUCCGCGUCAGAAGGAAUCGCUCCACAGGAUCAUAGGCUCAGCACGGGUGAGUUCACCUGUGUGUUGUGCGGUGAGGAGUUUGAGAACCGCAAAGGCCUAGCAAGCCACUCCCGCUCUCACCUGCGCCAGCUCGGCGUCACCGACCUCCUGGGCAAGGCGUCGGCCAUCGACACGGUCCAGCAGCUGGUCAGCAGCGGCGUGCUUGCGGCUGCUGCAUCGGUACGACCCAGUAACACAACCACCAAGACCCCUUCUCAGUCUCCAGCCCCAGCCAGGUCUCCAGCUAGAUCCUCAGCUAACGCCCACCUCAGCCCCCUGGCCUCCAGCCACAAUCCCAGGUCCAAGGCCAAGAAGGGCUCCACCCUGGUCUAUCCCAAGCCGGAGCCCCUGGAGAUGGAGCUGGAUGUGGGGUUCUCCAGUCCGCUUGGGGGAUACAGCAGCAGUAAUGGAUCUCAGGGUUCUCAGAAGUGGGCCAAAAAUGGCCAGUCCUUUAACUCCGGUUCAGACCAGGAGCUCAUGAUCACCUGUGAAUUCUGUGGCCAGUUCUUUGACAGCCGCAAGGCCCUGUCCUGCCACGCCCGCUCCCACCUGCGCCAGCUGGGAGUCAUGUGGUCUGUCAACGAGUCGCCCAUCGACUUGCUGAGAGACAUCCUGCUGAAGGAGGGCAGUGCCAAUGCCACCCAGGUCAAGAGGGAGCCAUCGUCCUCUCACUCCAGCACCGACCCAGCCUGGGCCAAUCACAGGAGGUCUCGGAGCCUUCGUGGGCUCCCCAGGGCUCUAAGAGGACUUUCACUCCUCCACUGGACUACUCCCUCAACGACAAGCCUUCCCCUGAUAAGAAUGGAUCCUCUCAGUCUGCCGGGGAUGCGUGCUGUGAGCUGUGCGGCUUUGACUUUGAGAACCGCACGGCGCUGGCGAGCCACGCCCGGGCCCACCUCCGCCAGCUGGGGGUUAAGGAGUGGAGGGCAGAGGGUGUGAAGGCCUCCCCCAUCGAGUUGCUCAGCGCCUGGAUCCAGAGGCAGCCCCACAAGGCCGCGGAGAUCCACCGCCAGUACCGUAACGGUGACCGCAACAUC